This is a messenger RNA of Penicillium manginii, 441 nucleotides long. Its product is annotated as type II 3-dehydroquinate dehydratase. The record is from RefSeq and is a predicted model, not a curated record. NCBI's taxonomy places the organism in Eukaryota, Fungi, Ascomycota, Eurotiomycetes, Eurotiales, Aspergillaceae. Gene Ontology annotation, biological process: quinate catabolic process. The coding region runs from base 1 to 441 and encodes 146 amino acids. Gene Ontology annotation, molecular function: 3-dehydroquinate dehydratase activity. The transcript has a single exon.
AUGUCGAUCCUCCUGCUAAACGGCCCAAACCUAAACCUCCUCGGCACCCGCGAACCACACAUCUACGGCCACAAAACCCUCGCAGAUAUCGAAACCGCCAUGACAGACCUGGCUACAUCAAAAGGCAUAACCCUACAAACCUUCCAAUCAAACCACGAAGGCGCCCUCGUGGACCGAAUCCAGGCAGCGCGCGGAAACACCGACGUGAUCCUCAUCAACCCCGGCGCAUUUACGCACACGAGUGUUGCCAUUCGCGAUGCGUUGCUUGGCGUUCAGAUUCCGUUUGUGGAGAUUCACCUUACGAAUGUGCAUGCCCGUGAGCAAUUUCGGGCGCAUAGUUAUUUGUCGGACAAAGCGAGGGGUAUUAUUGUUGGGCUUGGGGCAUAUGGGUAUGAGGUCGGGGUUGAAUUUGCUGUUAGGGAGGUUAUUGGGAAGAAAUAA